This is a messenger RNA of Nylanderia fulva, 1683 nucleotides long. It is a transcript of the gene Rh5, whose product is annotated as Rhodopsin 5. The record is from RefSeq and is a predicted model, not a curated record. NCBI's taxonomy places the organism in Eukaryota, Metazoa, Arthropoda, Insecta, Hymenoptera, Formicidae. Gene Ontology annotation, molecular function: G protein-coupled receptor activity. Gene Ontology annotation, biological process: visual perception; G protein-coupled receptor signaling pathway. Gene Ontology annotation, cellular component: membrane.
GAACGUGCGCCCAUCCCUUCGCGCCGCGUCUCACUUCAAUCUAGGAGGAAUCUCUCGCGGCUAUUACUGCUUUUAAAGUGUACAGAACUCGUCAUCCGUGUCCGAGCGCGCCGGUGGUCGAUCGGGCGAGAACGAGAAAAGGGAGAAAUCGACGUCGUCCAACAUCCUCAUCCGCUCGAGUUCGCGAGUCAACUCGGAGAACUAGUCGAGCUUUAUCUGGAGUGCGUCAAGCGGAGCAUCGACCUGUCAGUUUGUCAGCUCACGACUCGACUCGCAUCGAAGAAUGUUGAUGCACAACAUUAGCGGUAUCGUAGCCGGGCCAUUGGCUUUCACUAGCAGAGUCGGGGAUGUACAGCCGUUACAAGAACGAUUUCUAGGAUGGAACUUUCCUGCCGAGCACGCGGACCUUGUGCAUCCGCAUUGGCGCGCAUUUCUCGCACCCGGAAGAUUAUGGCAUGUCGCUCUUGCGCUUACUUACCUCUUGCUCUUAAUGCUCUCUUUCGUCGGGAAUGGCAUUGUCAUUUGGAUUUUCAGCACAUCAAAAUCAUUGAGAACGCCAUCGAACUUAUUCGUCUUGAAUUUGGCCGUAUUCGAUCUACUGAUGGCAACGGAAAUGCCUUUGUUAAUUAUAAACAGCUUCUUAGAACGAACAAUUGGUUGGGAAACCGGAUGUGAUGUAUAUGCAUUACUCGGUGCGAUUUCUGGAAUGGGACAAGCGAUCACUAAUGCGGCGAUCGCUUUCGAUCGAUACAGAACAAUUAGCUGUCCGAUUGACGGUAGACUAAACGGAAAGCAAGCUAUGGUGUUAGUUCUCUUUACGUGGUUCUGGGCACUACCCUUCUCGAUAUUGCCCAUGACGGGAUUAUGGGGUCAAUAUGUGGCAGAGGGUUUCCUCACCACGUGCAGUUUUGAUUAUCUUACGGACAAUGAGGAUACAAGAACUUUUGUGAUAACGAUAUUUUUCUGGGCGUAUGUCCUUCCUAUGCUGCUGAUUAUUAUUUUUUAUUCGCAGUUGCUAAAGUCUAUUCGCACUCAUGAGAAAAUGCUUCGCAACCAAGCCAAGAAGAUGAACGUCAAGUCGCUCGUUUCAAACCAAGACAAAGAGAGGAGCGUCGAGAUGAGAAUCGCGAAAGUUGCUUUUACGAUUUUCUUCCUCUUUGUACUCGCAUGGACACCGUACGCGGUCGUUGCUUUAACGGGAGUCUAUGGAAAUCGCGAAAUGCUUACUCCACUCUCGACUAUGUUGCCAGCCAUAUUCGCCAAGACGGUAUCGUGUAUCGAUCCAUGGAUAUACGCAAUUAAUCAUCCUAGAUAUCGACAAGAAUUACAAAAACGCUGCAAAUGGAUGGGAAUCCGCGAACCUGUAGCCGAAGAUUCCGUAUCGACGCAAACCGAGAAAAUUACUGCUGAAGAAUCAUAAUCUCACUGAUGUUCAUUAAGUAUCGUCGAUGACGAUAGUCGAGAGAAUGUCGAUCGGUCGUGUCACGAAUACAAUAUUGAUCAACUUGCCUAGAUAUUCUUUUCUCUUAAAAGAUAUUUUAUUUGUAUAAAAAAAUAUAGAUGGAAAUUCUCUCUUUUUGUUUUGUGAAAGCAAACUCGCGAAUAAAAAACGAUCGCGUAUUAUUGUUUAUAGUUUAUACAUGUCAAGGUAUUAUAUAAAUAUAAUUCUGAGCAAAUAUAAAA